Molecule: messenger RNA, 802 nt
Organism: Eucalyptus grandis
Lineage: Eukaryota; Viridiplantae; Streptophyta; Magnoliopsida; Myrtales; Myrtaceae
Product: glycine-rich protein 5-like
Exons: 1
Coding region: 63-584 (173 amino acids)
Source: RefSeq, a predicted model, not a curated record
CUCUCUUCCCUCUACUUCUCACCAAACAAAUCAAGAUCUCUCAAAGAAGUUUCACAUUGAAGAUGAUUACUUCUAAAUUGCUUCUUCUUGCGCUGCUAGGUGCUCUAGUUUGCACCUCUGCCUACGCUAGGGUGCUUUCGGGUGAGAAGGCGUCCUUUGAAGAGGAGAAAACCUUCUUCGGCCAUCCCAGAUACGGUGGCGGCCUGGGUGGUGGAGGGGGUGGUGGCUUUGGAGGCGGUGGAGGAGGAGGAUUGGGUGGCGGUGCUGGUGCAGGCGGGGGAGCUGGCUAUGGUGGAGGAGCUGGUGCAGGUGGGGGACUUGGAGGCGGAGGCGGUCUAGGGGGAGGUGGUGGAGGAGGUUAUGGAGGCGGCGGUGGUGGAGGAUUAGGUGGUGGAUAUGGUGGGGGAGCUGGUGGUGGAUAUGGCGGUGGGGUUGGUGCUGGCGGUGGGAUAGGUGGUGGAGCUGGAGGAGGUGGCGGUGGAGGGUUCGGUGGAGGCGGCGGUGGUGGGCUUGGUGGCGGAGCUGGAAAAGGGUUUGGCGGAGGAGCUGGUGCUGGUGGAGGGUAUGGUGGUGGGUUCCCUUGAAGAUUGAGAACCCAAUAUAAAGAUGUGUCCUUCCAAACGAUUACUCUAUGUUUGCCUUAUCUAAUGCUUAAAAUGUUAAGGCACGUGCGGCCAGAAAGAAGUGUGUUUGGGUCUCUUUUGCAUCUAAAGUUUGAUAUUUAUGUCUCAAUAAGCUUUUUCCAGCAAAUCAAUGUAAAAGACGUGCAUUUCGUAGUAAUCAUAUGUUUUGUUUAUGCAGA